GCGCGGUCUUUUUAAGCCUCUACGCUCUACUGACUUAAACAUGUUAAUCUAAGUCAUGUUACACAUAAAUGUCAUUAGGCCUUAUAUCUAAGGUCACUAAUCAUUUUAAACUUGAAGGAGCUCUUCCUAUUCCAUGCACGGAGCCAUGUCUUUGCAAUUUGUGUCCAGAUGAAGACUGGAAUUUUGAUUUUGUUCUUGACUGCACUUUUAUGGGUCUCUUGGUAAAGAGAGGAAUGUAGUUUAGCUCAAAAUGGAAUCAAAUGGGGCUUAUGAGGCCUCUCGGCCCAAAUGGACCUCGUGUUUACACACUUGUCCAUCAGCUGAGCAGCGUGCGGCCUCAGGUAUCCAGAGAGAUGGUGAGAUGUCCCCAAAACCAACGGUACCGUGUCUGAACCUGACCAGCAGGAGGACGCCAGAAAACUCCCCGAGACUGGAGCACGGCGGCUCCGGCUCCUUUCUGUCCUGCGAUGAGCUGCAGAAACCCUCGCACCUUCCUCCUCCUCUGCCUCACCGCCUCAGCCUGCGCGGGGAUCUGUACGCCGCCGCCAUGGGGAGGUUUGGUGAUGCUGCGGCGGACUUUACGCACGGCGCUGCCUCGGCGAACCCGCCUGCCUCACCGUCCAAACACAGCAAGUUCUUGGACAGUAUAAACCAGGAUCAGAAGGGGACAGGGAUCAGCGGCAAGCCGGCGUUUUAUGAGAGCAACUCGGAGAUCAGAGAGAAAGGAACUCCGAAGACCAUGGGUUACCCUGGUAUUGGCUCGGACUGUUGUGGCAAGCUGAAAGAGCCCGGCAGCGGUUUACAGGGGGACUCUAUCGCCGACUCCAUCGACUUAUCGGGCAAGAACAAGAAGCGGCGUAAUCGCACCACCUUCAGCACCUUUCAGCUGGAGGAGCUGGAGAAAGUGUUCCAGAAGACACACUACCCUGACGUGUACGCCCGCGAGCAGCUGGCCCUGAGGACCGAGCUCACAGAGGCUCGGGUUCAGGUUUGGUUCCAGAAUCGUAGAGCCAAGUGGAGGAAACGGGAACGCUAUGGGAAGAUUCAGGAAGUCCGCAACCACUUUGCUGCUACAUAUGAUAUCUCUCUUCUCCCUCGCCACGAUACAUACCAGAUUCCAAAUUUGUCCUAUCCUAAAUGUCUCCACGUCCAGAUGCAGGGCAACCUGUGGCCCGGGGCGGCUUCAGGAGGAGGCGGUGGCUCAGGUGCUGGCUGCGUCCUAGGAGCCGACUCCCUCCCCUCGUCCUGCAUGAGUCCGUACCCUCACCCCCACAGCAAUCUGCAGGGCUUCAUGGGCAUGCCGGCGUCCCCCAGCCAUCCUCACCACCACCACCCAUCACACCAUCCGGGUAUCAACGGCCUCUAUUCACUCCACAGCUUCCCAGGAGGCCUCGGGCCCCCUUCCAUCGAGGGGCCUGAGACCGACUACAAGCCAACAGGCCUCGUGGCGCUGCGGAUGAAAGCCAAAGAGCCGGGCAGCAUCCUCUCCUGGCCUACAUGACCACAACAGUGCCAGCUCCCCAUUAUGCACUGACUGAGCCAAAGCAUAUUACAUUCCUGACCCAUACACAGUCCCCGAUGUACACACCCACCUCAGCAUAUGACUCAAAUAAUUCCUCUUAACAUUUAUGUAAGCCGACAUGGGGACUUUUCACAAUUCAGGAGAUGUUGGAAUAUGAAUUUCAUGAACAUUGUGGGAAACUUGAGCCUCUAGCACGAAAACCCAGUGUAUUAAUAGGAACAUUAUUGUUUCCAGUUUUAGUUUGAUAUCAGAAUGCUGAGACCAAAGAGGAGAAAUUAUUUAAGCAUGUAAAAAUUGUAAUUAUCAUAUUCAUCAUUGUUUUGUUUUUGUCUGUUGUGCUUUAUAGUGUGACCAGUAAUAAAGGCCUCCAUGUAAAUCUUCUGUUUUAUUGAGUAGGAAAGUAUUUUUUGGGAAAACAGAUUAAGAAAACGGAACAAAAGGAUCUCAGGCGGAAUUAUUUUAGGCUUGACAUGAUAACUACGAGAGCCAACCAAACGUCUGUGUCACAUAUUUAACUGGGAAUGUGGUUGUGAAGCAAAAAUGCUUCACAGGCUGUGGUUGCCAUAAACACAAAGACUUCUGCUGUGCGGGAAGUGAGCUUCAUUGUAUCUGGGACGUGCUCAGAGAGAUGUGUGCAGCCUACUUGGCCAAGCUUCAAGAGGCCUUCAGGUGGCACCUCAUGUAUCAGGAGCGAGUGGCAGGUUCAUUAAUGGAAAGCUAACUGAGCAACCGCACUCCACUAUUGAUGAUAAAGUAAAGAGCCUCCCGCAGAAGGAUGGCUUCACAUUGAGGCAUUUCUCAUUCACAUCUGGCAUCAGCGGUAAACCCGACCAACUGAGUAAUGACUUACAGUUUAGUAGAAGAAAUUGGUUGUUACCAUGGCCCAGAGCGUGUUUUGUUUUGGUAAUAUUAUC
This is a messenger RNA of Epinephelus moara (kelp grouper), 2436 nucleotides long. It is a transcript of the gene alx3, whose product is annotated as ALX homeobox 3. Gene Ontology annotation, molecular function: DNA-binding transcription factor activity, RNA polymerase II-specific; RNA polymerase II transcription regulatory region sequence-specific DNA binding. Bases 251 to 1501 code for a protein of 416 amino acids. Gene Ontology annotation, biological process: regulation of transcription by RNA polymerase II. The transcript is spliced from 6 exons. The record is from RefSeq and is a predicted model, not a curated record. Lineage: Eukaryota; Metazoa; Chordata; Actinopteri; Perciformes; Serranidae.